UAUUUAAACUACGCUACAUCUUUGCCUAUAUCACAAACAAUAAAUAACGAUAAACGAUACUCUAGCAAGGCAGAACUCAAAAACGUAAACCAGAUUUUUUAUAUUUUUGAACUACAUAUAUAUUUUUGAGCAAUUUGUUAUCUGUGUAAUAAUACUUGGUUUACGAUUCGCUCGUUAUUUCGUUAGGUUAUAAAAAUGUGAGAUGUUCUAGUCGCUUAUAUUUAGGGUAAAGUGUUAUUAAAGCAAAAUGUUAUACGACGAAUUUAAACCGAUUGUGGACCUAGUGCUCAAUAACUGGACUGCUCUGCAGCUAGCCGUCGAACAUGGAAUGGGAGCGCCUGGAGGCGAAAAGACAGCACAAUUAAUGGCAGUGUACAUAGCAAGAUAUUGUGUUGAGAAUGUAGUUGACCGAGAUGAACUGACGGAGGUGAUUGAGGACCUGAUGGAUGAGGAGUUUGAGACUGUGUGUCAUGAUGAUUCUCCAAGAGAAAUAUCAGUCUUACUUCUACAGUUCCUUGGGCUUUUGAAAGAGGGCCGGCAUGAUGAGAUUCGAGCCAGGAUUGAUGCCAUGCCGAAAUGCCAGAAGUGGCUCAGCCAGCCCAUACAUGAGUCUGUGCCGCCACAGGUGAAUUGCCACGGCAACCCCGACGAUGACUCGACAUGCAGUAGUGAAGAAGACGAAGGCGUCAACAACAAUGUGAAUGGUGCUCCCGCGGCUCAUGCGUCGAAAUCCCAAGACCCAGAGCCAAUGGACGAGGACGGAGAUCCCGGCUGGACCGUAGUCCGGUCGCGGAGAAGGAACUAAAGCAAUAAUCUUAACUAUUUAUAGACGAAUUCUUGUUUAAUUCUGAACUGCUUGUGCCUCAAUGUCUGGUACAAGAUGGUAUUAGAAUCAGGUGAAGCGCAGAUGGCACACUUUUUUGUGGGAACGAGUCUGCGGCGCUCAGAAAGACUGCAUGGCGCGCGUGUGCGUUACUGCAUAUAAUUUUAUACGUUCUAUUUUCACAGACUAAAUAGGGCGUCACGAAUAGUCUGUCUUCUGCUCUGCGACUCAAAGUUACAAGCAGUUUGGACUUAGCAAAUAAGUAGUUUACGAUAUACUUUCAAUAUUUAAGGAUAGGCAGGGUUGAGUGAUAACAAAUGCUUAUGAAAAUGAUGGCAUUAAUUUCUUAUGCGCGUAAUAAAUUGUUGAAAUGACUCUUUUCUUCGAUUGUUAAUUACUAUUGUUUGAAAAUCAACCUUAUUGUUGUGAGUGUAACAUGUUCACUUGUCGCUCUCAUGAGCCACAAGGCACCUUAUUUCGGAAUAGGUUAACUUCACAAAUCUGACAGAGAAGUAUAUCAUUGAAAUAUCCUCAUUUGUCACUUUAGUAGAUUAGAGUAUUGAAAGUUAAAACUACACAUCAAUUCUGAUUGUUUAGUAAUUUUAGGGCUAAAUCUCCUAGGUACUGUUAUAAGUACUCAUAUCAAAAAACAACCCCUAGAUGCUAAGACCUCUGAAUACCAAAACGCAACUAAACUUUGAGAAAUUGUCAAAUAUCUAUCUGACUCUAUAACAGAUAGUCUAUUGAUUUCUUAAAAUUUUGUAGUGUUUUAGUAUUCUGCUUUGAGUCAUGUCACUCUUACACCUUUUAACUAGAGUCAAGACCCUAACGAGAAAGAGACAAGUUUAUUUAGAUGAUGUGAUUUUUUUUUGGGAGUUAGCAACAUUUACCAUCGCAUUUAAAGUAUCGCAACUUCCACGAUAUUUCGCACACCGUCUAAAUUGACUUAAUAUUUUAAUAAGUCGACCAUGUAAGCUCCAUAUAAAUUAUGAGCCUAGAUAAAUAUUAGUACUUUCAAAACGGAAAAGAAAUAUAAUUAUGCCUUUUUAUUGACAUCUUAGUCUUCCGCUAUUACAAUAUUUUGUUAAGAUAAUUUUUUUUGUAGUCAUCUUUGACGAAGUAUGAAAAAACUUGUCAGUAAAUUUCCUCAAAAUAGCUCUCCAAGAAUCUAAUAUCUAGGGUUUCUGCAGAUGGGUCACUCAAUACAAAAUGAGUUCAUUGAGAUACGCACAAAAAUUUACUUGUAAAGAAUCUGUGAAAUGUUGAAGUUAAUUGGAUCGUAUUCUCAGUGGUGCAUGAACUAUAACGCCCGUGGCACGAUACUCGCGUCUUAAGUCCCUCAGAAUACACAAUUUCAAAAUACCUUUAUUGGUAGAUUGUAUCUGUUGUGUUGUACCAACGAUGUAUUUAUAUUUUUAUCAAAUAAAUAUAUUAUUAAUGUUGA
Molecule: messenger RNA, 2267 nt
Organism: Trichoplusia ni (cabbage looper)
Lineage: Eukaryota; Metazoa; Arthropoda; Insecta; Lepidoptera; Noctuidae
Product: pre-rRNA-processing protein TSR2 homolog
Exons: 4
Coding region: 248-805 (185 amino acids)
Biological process (GO): maturation of SSU-rRNA from tricistronic rRNA transcript (SSU-rRNA, 5.8S rRNA, LSU-rRNA)
Cellular component (GO): nucleus
Source: RefSeq, a predicted model, not a curated record